AGCCUUGCCGAAGGGAGCUGGACCCCCCACCCCGGGGGAAAUUCGAAGCUUGGGCAGUCAGCGGAGAGCCCUGCACCCGCAGCCUGCUACCUACUCUGCCUUCAGAUCUCGGCGCCCGCGGCCACCUCCCACUCAGGUCUCUGUUCUCACCCAGCCAUCCGAACCAGCGACCCCACUGGGUCUGCAUCCCAUCACCCUAACUGAAGGCUCAACAGGGGGGCGUGUAUUUCAGCCUCUUCUGUGGCCUGUGUUUCUCGUCCCAUCUCUGGAAUGUCCACUCCGUGGGGCGAUGUGUUACGCGCGUGGUGCCGGGGUACCGGCGUCUAGAGCCGGGACACCUGCCAGACGCGACAGACCAUCCUGUUUGCUUUAAAGGGACUGAGCGCGGUUCGGAGCGCUGGACCGGGGAGAACUAGAGAGCCAGCCUGCCCGCCGGCCUUCCUGCCUGGGGCGGGGCUUGUUCUGGACACGCCCCUCCCAGGCCCGCCCCCUCCCAGGAGCCGCCCCCCCUAGAUUCCCCGACUCUCUCUGCAGCUGUCUGGAAAACCCGGAGUGGCGGAUCCCAGAGAGGGCGGAGCGGCGCCGCCCCUCGCGGCACCUCCCUGGCAGCCCUGGGCGCCGCGCCGGGCAUGCUCAGUACGCAGGGCCGCUCGGAGCUCUCGGAGGAGGAAGCUCGCGCGCUCCCGCUCUCAGGAGCCGCGGCCCGGGGCAGAGGGGGCCGCAAAUAAUGGAGCCUUUCACCAAUGAUCGGCUUCAGCUCCCCAGGAAUAUGAUUGAAAACAGCAUGUUUGAGGAAGAACCAGAUGUGGUGGAUUUAGCCAAAGAGCCCUGUUUACAUCCUCUGGAGCCUGAUGAGGUGGAAUACGAGCCCCGGGGUUCACGACUGCUGGUUCGGGGUCUUGGCGAGCAUGAGCUGGAUGAGGAUGAAGAGGACUAUGAGUCGUCUGCAAAGCUGCUGGGCAUGUCCUUCAUGAACAGGAGCUCGGGCCUCCGAAACAGCGCGGCCGGCUACCGGCAGAACGCGGAUGGGCCUUGCUCCAUGCCCUCUGCCAGGACCAUGGCGGUCUGUGCUUUGAUCAUCCUAGUUGCUGUUUCUGUAAUCAUGGUGAUUUACCUCCUGCCCAGGUGUACCUUUACCAAAGAAGGCUGCCAUAAAAAAAACCGAUCCAUGGAACUGAUUCAGCCAAUCGCAACGAAUGGAAAGUUGUUUCCGUGGGCCCAAAUCAGGCUGCCCACUGCCAUCAUGCCAGUGCGCUAUGAACUGAACCUCCACCCAAACCUCACCUCGAUGACAUUCAGGGGUUCUGUGACGAUUUCGCUCCAGGCCCUUCAGGCCACGUGGAACAUCAUUCUUCACAGCACAGGCCACAACAUUUCCAGAGUGACCUUUAUGACUGCAGUUUCAAGCCAGGAAAAAGAAGUUGAAGUCCUGGAGUACCCACUGCAUGAACAAAUCGCCAUUGUUGCCCCCGAGGCCCUGCUUGAAGGCCACAACUAUACCUUGAAGAUCGAGUAUUCAGCAAACAUAUCUAGUUCUUACUAUGGGUUCUAUGGCAUCUCCUACACAGAUGAAAGUACUGAGAAAAAGUACUUUGCGGCAACUCAGUUUGAACCCUUGGCAGCAAGAUCUGCUUUUCCUUGUUUUGAUGAACCAGCAUUUAAAGCCACAUUUGUCAUCAGGAUCAAAAGAGAUGAGCAAUACACUGCUUUAUCAAAUAUGCCUAAGAAGUCAUCAGUCGUGAUGGAAGAUGGACUUGUUCAGGAUGAGUUUUAUGAGAGUGUGAAGAUGAGCACUUACCUGGUUGCCUUCAUUGUGGGGGAGAUGAAGAACCUGAGUCAGGAUGUAAAUGGAACCCUGGUUUCUAUAUAUGCUGUCCCAGAAAAGAUUGGUCAAGUUCACCAUGCCUUGGAAACGACUGUGAAGCUUCUUGACUUUUAUGAAAACUACUUUGAAAUUCAAUACCCACUAAAGAAAUUGGACUUGGUGGCUAUCCCUGACUUUGAAGCAGGAGCAAUGGAAAACUGGGGUUUGCUCACCUUCCGAGAAGAGACACUUCUGUAUGAUGAUAAUACUUCUUCAGUGGCAGAUAGAAAGCUGGUUACUAAAAUCAUCGCUCACGAGCUGGCCCAUCAGUGGUUUGGUAAUCUGGUAACAAUGCAGUGGUGGAAUGAUGUAUGGCUAAAUGAAGGUUUUGCUACAUUCAUGGAGUAUUUCUCUUUGGAAAAAAUAUUUGGAGAGCUCUCCAGUUAUGAAGAUUUCUUAGAUGCUCGAUUUAAAACCAUGAAAAGAGAUUCCUUGAAUUCAUCCCAUCCAAUAUCAUCAUCGUCUGUUCAGUCUUCAGAACAGAUUGAAGAAAUGUUUGAUUUUCUUUCCUAUUUUAAGGGAGCUUCCCUAUUGUUGAUGCUGAAAACUUACCUUAGUGAAGAUAUAUUUCAACAUGCCAUUAUUCUUUAUCUGCAUAAUCAUAGCUAUACAUCCAUUCACAGUGAUGACCUGUGGGAUAGUUUUAACGAGGUCACAAACAAAACACUAGAUGUAAAGAAAAUGAUGAAAACCUGGACCCUGCAGAAAGGAUUUCCUCUAGUGACUGUUCAGAGAAAAGGAAAGCAAAUUCUUGUACAACAGGAAAGAUUCUCUUUAAAUGUUAAGCCUGAAAUUCAGCCUUCAGAUGCAAGCUCUCUGUGGCAUAUUCCACUAUCCUACAUCACUGAUGGAAGAAAUUACUCCAAGCAUCGAUCAGUAUCACUACUGGACAAGAAAUCAGGUGUCAUCAAUCUCACAGAAGAAGUGCAGUGGAUCAAGGUCAAUACAAACAUGACUGGCUAUUACAUUGUCCAUUACGCAGACGACAACUGGGAAGCGCUGAUCAAACAGCUGAAAAUAAAUCCUUAUGUGCUGAGUGACAAAGAUCGAGCCAACCUCAUCAACAACAUCUUUGAACUUGCAGGUCUAGGCAAAGUGUCUCUUCAGAGAGCUUUUGACCUGAUUGAUUAUCUUAGAAAUGAGACCUACACUGCACCCAUCUCUGAAGCCCUGAUCCAGACAGAACUCAUCUAUAACCUCCUUGACAAACUCGGGCACAUGGAUCUGGCCUCAAGAUUGGUGAACAAGGUAUUUAAAUUGCUUCAAAGCCAGAUCCAACAGCAGACUUGGACUGACGAGGGCACUCCGUCUACUCGAGAGCUCCGGUCGGUCUUGCUGGACUUCGCUUGCACCCACAGCCUGGAGAACUGCAGCGCUGCUGCCUUGAAGCUCUUCAAUGACUGGGUGGCGUCCAAUGGCACUCAGAGCCUGCCUACGGAUGUCAUGACGACCGUGUUCAAGGUUGGAGCAAAAACUGAGAGCGGCUGGUCAUUCCUCUUAAGCAAAUACGUCUCUCUAGGCUCUGAAGCAGAGAAGAAUAAAAUACUCGAAGCUCUUGCCAGCUCAGAGAAUGUACGGAAGCUUUACUGGUUGAUGAAAAAGAGCCUCGAUGGAGAUCUCAUCCGAACACAGAAGCUGUCGUUCAUCAUUAGGACGGUGGCCCGGCGUUUUCCCGGACACUUGCUGGCCUGGGAUUUUGUCAAAGAGCACUGGAGUAAGCUUGUGCAGAAGUUCCAUCUGGGGUCCUAUACCAUACAAAGUAUCGUUGCUGGAUCAACUCACCAGUUUUCAACAAAGGCACAUUUAUCUGAGGUCCAGGCAUUCUUUGAAAAUCAGUCAGAGGCCACCUUUCGACUUCGCUGUGUCCAGGAGGCGUUGGAAGUCAUUCAGCUGAACAUGCAGUGGGUGGAGAAGAACGUUAAAACUCUGACAUAUUGGCUGUAGCGUGCACACCUGUACCUCAUCACCCUUCGGAGAGCUUGUUAACUGGGCCUCUGCUGCUUUUGCAAAAGCCAAGGUGAAACCAGGAUCGCUGCUGAGUUGUUUGCACUCUUAGGAGUUCUAGUUUGCUCAGGGCCAGUCUGUAUUUUUUCAUCUGUCUUUUCUGAAAUGUCUUUGGGCAGUGUGUAGUUAUUUAUUACCAAAUUAUAUUCACCUGUAUGCCAACCAUCUACAAAAACAAUGGGUAAUUUUUCUACUUUGAAGAUAUUCAAAUGGGGGAAAAAAAAAAUCUGUUUUGCAAUUCUGUUCUCAGUUUCUGGCUAAAUGUUGACACCGUGAAAUAAGGAAUGGGAGCCACCAUCUUUGCAGGCUGCGGGUUAGUUAGCCAUUUGUUGCUUCUUGUUGAUAGAUAUUUGAAUGUGGUUCCAAGUUAGCAUCAAAAAGUAUGGUAAUAAAGUCAUUGAAUCAUGCAGCUGUACAGAACUGACCUCAGGUGUGCGGAUCUACUUUGAUUGGGGGUUUUGAAUAAUCCUUUCUUUUAUGGAAAAAGUUUAUAACUAUUAUAUUUUUUUCUGAAGAAUAGUCAGGUGCUACAGAAUUUUUAAAUUUUUGUUGUAAAGCUAAAUAACAAGGCCAAAAGAUUAAAUUUUCCAAAUAUUUAACACCUUAUUUUUCAUCUUUCAGGAAAAUAUUUCAAACCGAGUUAGCGUUAAUAUUUUACUAAGGAAUUCCAGUGUUCCCCAAAUCUCUGUACACCUUUAUCACUCCCUGCCAUAGAUAUCCCUUAUGUUAUAAAUAAGUAUUUCUGCAUUUAUGGCAUUUUUUUUAAUACUGGUGUCUCUUAUCAUGACUUUCUUACUAAGAAUUACAGUUUACAGUUUGUUUAAGUUGCUUUUUGGCAUGGUAGAUCACAGACACUUUCUCUUAAUCAUACCCGUUGAGUGGUUUUUCAUUUUAUAUGAUAGAGUUGCAUAUUAGUAUAUUUUAAAAUAGGGCCUUUGAGAAAUUGAACAUUUUUAUUUGAAGUUCACCAUGGUACCUUAAAGGAAUAAAGAGAAUGUGGAUAGGAAUAACUUGAUUUAGGUUUAAUAUGGUGGGCUUUGAAUUUUUUCUACUGUCAGAAACAGUACUUUUCUUUAGUUGAAAAAUCAAAGUUUUCUUUUGUAAUGGCCAAACUAACAGAUUAUAGGGAAUGGCCAAGGAAGGAAAGAAAGUAUCCAAAACUACAUGGCAAUUUUACUCCUUCUAAAGGGGAAAUACUGUACUUGAAUUUUUUGAGCUAUGCAGACUUAUACCUAGAUUGUUGUGUUUCUUUGAUUCUUAGGAGAAAAGCUUUCUCCCUAGUAUUUAUUGUACUUUCUAUUUUGCUUGAAAACACCUACGUACAUAAAAAGGGUAUUUACCCAUUUUUCAGCACUUAAAACACUCCACUGAAUCAGACACGGGAAAGGUCACCUUUUUUUUAUUUAGCAGGUAUCAAGUGAGAAUAUAGGAAUUAUGUAUAAAAUUAUAUUUUAUUUUAUGAAAAUAUUUUUAUAUAGCAAAAUUGAAAAGACUGGCAAUAGAAACUAAAGAUAACCUUCCUUAGCCCUAGUAUGUUUUCUCCCAAUUUAGUGUUUUCUAAACAGCACUUAUCUCUGUAUUUUAGAGUAGAAAAUACUGUUAUCUGAGAAUCACAGAAUCAUCUGAAGAUGUUUUUUUGAAACUAGGGUGAUUGUAGGUCUUUAUUCCUCUUGUGCUUCAGUAAAUGAAUGAUAAUUUAGUCAAUAUUUGAAAGUGUGUUUUUAUAUUUUUAGAGUGGGGAAAAAUACUAAAAUUUUGGAGGAUUUUUUGUUGCUGGGUUUUUGUUUUUGUUUUAAACCAUGUUACUAAAGUCCACUUUGAUACAGAGUUUAAACUUUGCUACUUCUCAAAAUCAUUUAAGAUUCUUCCAUUUUGCCUGCCCAUCUUCACAUUGUUCCUGUAAUAUUUGUUAGCUCUGCAUAUGGCAAAUCUUGUCUUGAAUUAUAUCAUUCUUUCCUGGGAGUGUGUGUGUCAGGAGCCGGGUGGGGGUUGUUAUAAUUAAAACUUUAUCAAAACAUGGGCUAAAAAGGAGGUAACUCAAAAUCCAUUUCUAUCUUUGUACUCAAAAGCCAUUCAUUCCCUUAAUACCAGAUCCAUACCAAUUGUAUUUUUCAUUCAUAGGCCUCACCUCAGAUUUUCCUGUGAGAUUCCAUACUUUUUUAAUGUUAUGCUAUCCCAUCUAUACAGGGCUUCCAAAAACCAACUCUUAAGUCAGGAAUAUAAGGUUAAAUAAUGGGUAGGCCGUGUGGUAUGAUAAGUAUUGUUGGAGCUUUUGAAGUUUCCCCCCCAGAAUUUUACUUCACCACCGUAUUUCUGAGAACUCAAACAGAUAGAAGCACAGCAGUUCCUUGUUCUAUGAGCACACACCAUGACACAAUUCAGAACUGUCUGAAAAGUGUUAUAUUCAUUGCAGAGAGAGAGUCGACUUGAAUUAAUAAAAAGACACAUCAUACUACAUUAUUAGGAAAGACAACAUUGGAAAUCUGGAACUGUAGAAGAAAAGCUUAGGCUUUGGAGGUCUGAAAGGCUACGAAACUAGAACCCCAAGGAGUUCAGUUUGUUGAUGUCUAGUUGCUUGCUGACACCAGCUGAUUAGAUACAGUAAGCUGAAGUAGAGUCAGCAGCCACCAUAAGCUUGUGCCUCGCUCCAUCUUUAAGCGAAACUGUGUUGUUUGCACUGUUUUGGUGUUCACGAGCUUUCUUACUGUCGCAAGUCCCACUUAACACUAAUGUUCUCCACCAUUCGUGUUUUCACGUGUACUUUAGCCACUGUGGGGACAGAGCUGUCAGAAGAGUUCUGAGUAUAGACUGAGCCACAUCAGUCUUCCUGGGUGCAGAACAGAAUCCUUUCUGAACACUGGAAAGGAAGAAAUGAAAGUUAAGUGCUGAGUUUGCUGGAUUACAGAGAGCCUGGUCCUGAGUUAGCUUCUGAGCAUCUAGUUGAUCUAAUGCACAUGGAACGAUAAUCUGUAGUCAGGUUGCUGAAUAUUUACAUAAUCCUUCUGUAUGUCAUGGGGGUGCAGGGAAGGUGUAUGCAUCUCAGGAGAUGUGCAGAAAGCAAUUUCUGGGCUGAGUUUGCAAAACAAGACCUGAAUUUCAUAGGUAUGAUGUAGUUCUUCUCCCCUUUGCCUUU
Molecule: messenger RNA, 7001 nt
Organism: Cervus elaphus (red deer)
Lineage: Eukaryota; Metazoa; Chordata; Mammalia; Artiodactyla; Cervidae
Gene: LNPEP
Product: leucyl and cystinyl aminopeptidase
Exons: 18
Coding region: 728-3808 (1026 amino acids)
Biological process (GO): proteolysis; peptide catabolic process
Cellular component (GO): cytoplasm
Molecular function (GO): zinc ion binding; metalloaminopeptidase activity; peptide binding
Source: RefSeq, a predicted model, not a curated record